UGCGUUUGUAUAUCCUUGUUUAUAACCUUAAAAUACACCUAAUUCAAAUUAAAGUUUAUUUUUACUUAAAUAAUUUUGAAGUAAAACUCAUUUUCUUAUAUUCUUUAUCAAUAAUAUUUUUGAUUUAUUAAUCAUGGGUCGUAAGAUACCAGGAAGAAAGCACAGAGGAGUUAGAGAUAUUUUAGAACAAAAUGCAAAGAAGGAGAAAAGUCUUGAAAAUAAAGUGAAUGCGCCUCCUCAGGAUCCUGAUGACCAAGCUAUUCCUAAAAGUCUAGCUCGCAUAAUCGAAUUGAAAGAGAAAUUCAAAGCUAGUAAUCUCAAAAAUAAGAAACUCAACAUCAAAAAAGAAAAAGAAACUAAGUCUAUUAUUAAAAAGCCUCUGGGCAAGCCUGAGAAAGUAGUACCAGAAUUUAAAAGAAAAUUGGGUGAAAGCAAUAAAAGGUUUCUAAGCCGUGUAAAUUCAAUGGUUCAUGAAUAUCUAAACGCACAUAAAUUUGAACAGAAAUAUAAAGUUGAUAUUAUAAGAGAUAAAAGUGGAGAGGUAUUAGGAUUGGAGAAAAAACCUAAAGAUGAAAUAGAUGAAUUAUUAAAGAAGUCAAAAAAAGUAAAAAAAGGUAAAAAAGCAAAUGAAGAGGAUAAUAUACCAAAACUAACAAAAUCACAAAAAAGGAGAGAAAAGCUGAAAGCAAAGAAAUUGAAAAAACAACAGGAUAAAGAUUUUCUUGAUUUCAAUAGUUUUAAGGAUGAAGUGAAAUUUGGAGAAGUUGCUGAUGCUCCACCAACUUUGACAAAGUUCCCAAAAAAUAUAAACAAGAUUAAUGCUAACAAAAAUUCAACACAAGCGGAUAUAAAGUUUAAAUCUUCCAAUACCGUGAAACGUAAAAAACUUUCGGCGCCUGUGCAAAAAAUGCUUGAAGAAGAGCGAAAUGCAGCAAUAGAGGCAUAUAAAAAUUUGCAACAUAGGAGAAAAUGAAAUAUAGUUAUACCGUUUCAUGAUAAUAGGUAUUUGUUAUUUUAUUGCAUAUAUAUGACACAAU
Molecule: messenger RNA, 1037 nt
Organism: Ctenocephalides felis (cat flea)
Lineage: Eukaryota; Metazoa; Arthropoda; Insecta; Siphonaptera; Pulicidae
Product: coiled-coil domain-containing protein 137-like
Exons: 7
Coding region: 134-973 (279 amino acids)
Source: RefSeq, a predicted model, not a curated record